UGCAAUGAUUGAGACCGACGUGCUUCACAUUCGUUGACUCUCCCAUUAGCAUUAUUUCUCCACUUUCUCAUCCGAUCCCCUCAUCUUAGUAUAACCACGACUCAACAGCCUCUCUCGCCAAACCCAACAAGAAAAACCAAAUCAAACAUGACUCAAGACAAGUCCAAAAAUGGAAAGCAAAUGCUUCUAGAGCGACCAUGGUUCCUCGUGGUUGCUCUAGCUGGUCUUUUAGGUGGCGCACUCCUCAUCACAAGCUUCAUCCGAGCUACGGACAACACUUUGUCACUCUGUUCCACAGCUAAAAACACGGCUGCAUCCAUAGCCGAAUACACAGCCACCCCAAUCCAACUCCAAUCCAUCGUCCACUACGCCACCUCACACACCGUCCCACAACAAUCCUUCGAAGAGAUCUCGAUCUCGUUAAACGUCCUCAAGGAGCGUCUCCCUUGCAAUUUCUUAGUCUUUGGCCUUGGCCGUGAUUCCCUCAUGUGGGCAUCCCUUAAUCCAGGUGGCAACACUGUGUUCUUGGAGGAGGAUCCUGAGUGGAUAGAAGCCGUCCUCAAGGAUGCACCGUCCCUCAGAGCCCACCAUGUAAAGUACCGUACCCACCUUUCUCAAGCCGGGAGCCUUCUCUCGUAUUACAAGAACGAACCCAUGUGUUUACCGGCUAAUGCUUUCCCGAUCCGCUACAACCAAAAGUGUCCGUUGGCGUUGACCUCACUUCCUGAUGAGUUCUAUGAUACCGAGUGGGAUCUGAUCAUGGUGGACGCACCGAAAGGGUACUUCCCGCUAGCGCCAGGGAGGAUGGCUGCGAUAUUUUCCUCAGCUGUCAUGGCACGUAACCGGAAAGGUGCUGGCACCACACACGUCUUCCUUCAUGACGUUGACCGCAAAGUGGAGAAGGCUUUCGCCAAUGAGUUCCUUUGCGAGAAGUAUAAAACGACCUCCGCUGGUAGACUCUGGCACUUCGAGAUACCCAAUGCUGCUAACAUGAGCGACCAGCCAGGUGACCGGUUUUGCUAAAGAGCGCAGAGAGAUCUUCGUUACUUCUUUUAAUUGGAACACCGCAUAGUUCUUCUUCUGAGUUUAAAAAUCGUUAUUAUAAUUCAUAAAUUAUCCAGAGGCUUAAGCAUUAAAAUAAAUUAUGUAUUCUAUUGUUAUAACUCUUUGUCUGAUAUGGUUGGUCUUGUGAUGAGGCCUAGUUACAUUUGCCUA
Messenger RNA from Camelina sativa (false flax), 1215 nucleotides. Lineage: Eukaryota; Viridiplantae; Streptophyta; Magnoliopsida; Brassicales; Brassicaceae. The record is from RefSeq and is a predicted model, not a curated record.